Helicoverpa armigera (cotton bollworm) is the source of this 1511-nucleotide messenger RNA. RefSeq names its product protein FAM136A. The transcript has 4 exons. Bases 118 to 561 code for a protein of 147 amino acids. The record is from RefSeq and is a predicted model, not a curated record. Gene Ontology annotation, cellular component: cytoplasm. Lineage: Eukaryota; Metazoa; Arthropoda; Insecta; Lepidoptera; Noctuidae.
UCAAAUUGACAAGAUUCUGCCAAAAAAGUUUGGUUGUGCGAUUGUCAUUUAGUUCGGAAUUCUAUAAUUCUGAAAAAUUACAAAAUUAACCAAUAUUCCUGAAUUAAAAGCAUCAAAAUGGUUGAAGCCCAAAGGUUUAGGAUUGAGCAGGAGAUGACGAACCUUGUCAAUGAGUUAGACAAGAGUCAUUUGAGAAAAAUGCAGGGUGACAUGCACAGGUGUGCUGCCAAAUGCUGUGAUGAUCCUCAAACCUCUUUAGAGAGAGUGCACAGUUGCAUUGACAACUGCACCGCACCACUCAACCAGGCUAAUAAUUAUGUGCAGGGUGAGAUCAAUCACCUACAGAACAGAUUACAGAGAUGUGUGAUGGACUGCAAUGAUUACGCCAGAGACAGACUGGGCUCCGACCCCAGUCAGGAAACGGUCGACAAAUGCACAAUAGAAUUCGAGAAGUGUGCAGUAAAAUGCGUAGACAAGCACAUUGGUAUCAUUCCUAACAUGAUGAAGACGAUGAAAUCUGUCCUGGCCAGCGGGAAGCCACCACCAGCUAGGAGCGAAUGAGGAACCACUUAGAUGUUAUUGGGUCAUGGUUAUUUUAAUACUGGGGUUUAGUUUCUGAAAGAUCAAAGUCAUACUCUAAUUUUAUUUUAUUUUUUGUGGACACAUUUUACAUGGUCAGUUAGACUAAGCUUGUGUUAUGGGUGCUAAUAUAACGGAUAGAUACCUCAUACUAUAAUAUACAUUUUAAAAUGUUUAUAAAUAAAUAGCUGUUUUCAAAAAAUGUUUCCUAUAUAUUGAAUUUGUAUAGAUUUUGACUUGAAAUAAUCUUUCAGAAACCAAAACUCAGUAAAAAUGUUAGUGUUGGCAUUUAAGUAGAGAUUAGUAAAUAUGAUUAUGUAUGUAUUUGUUUAUUAUUGUCGUCAACAAGUCAGUGAUUGACUAGGGCAUUUUCACUAUCGUCAACAAGUUAAUGUCUGAUUAGGGCACUUUCACAAUCCUCAGAAAUGCUUACGAAAUUAAAGUGCAAUAUUUAGAGCAAAAAUGAGUGCUGAGACUAAGUAUAUCUACUUUUAAUUCUUUCAGUUUUGUAUUGAUACAAAAAGUGAAAAAUGCUUAACUUAGUGGACUAAAUCGUGCUCUUGAAAUAAUAACAGCAGGACAGUAAUAAAAUAAACGAUAUUAUGUAAUCUUAAAAUAAAGUCUUCAGAACAUGAUAAAUGACUAAUGUUGCCAGUUCAUAACAUUUAAAUAUAUAUUUUUGUUAGAAGACUUUCUAAUUAUUUUUAUUUAUUAAAAUUAAUUACAAACAAAAUACACCUAAAAUGUACCUAUUCUUGUAAAAUACAUACCUACCUAUAUACUUCUAUUUUUAUUUGUUUACAAGUACAUUACUUGUAUUCAAAUUACGGAAACAACUAUUUUCUACCACGAAUGUUGCCAUUGUAGAAAUUGUUUAGUAGAAUAUUAUUUGUGUACAGUUUAGAAUAUAAUAAACUAAAUGUUGAAUCAAA